AUGCUUAGUUGAUCCAAUGAGGUGACGCCGCGUUCCGGGCCUGUCCGCUGCCGUCUAGCCGCUGAAAAAGGACCAGAACCACCAGGAACCGGAACAUCAAGACCGUAAGCUGUUCGGUAAACUCCCGUAAAACGUCCAGUCCGGUGGGAACUGCACGGGUCCAGCUGAAGGAAUCAAUCUCAUCAUGGUUGGAAGGAACCUGAUACGGGCUGCUCUUGCCUGCCUGGUUCUGGCUUUGCUGCCUUCUUACACAGUGACUGUUGCUGUCAUGUCUGUGGACCUCGGCAGUGAGUGGAUGAAGAUGGCCAUAGUAAAGCCAGGUGUGCCGAUGGAGAUCGUUCUCAACAGGGAGUCGAGAAGGAAAACGGCCACAGCGGUUUGUCUGAAGGAGAACGAGCGACUCUUUGGAGACAGCGCAUUAGGAGUGUCUGUGAAGAAUCCCAAAAUGGUGUACAGACACCUCCAAAGUCUUCUGGGUAAAAGGCACGACAGCCCCCAGGUGGCGCUGUACCAGAAACGUUUCCCCGAGCACCAGCUGCACGAGGACCCAGUGAGAGGCACGGUUUACUUCAAAAGCUCAGAAGAUGUACAGUACACACCCGAAGAGCUCCUAGGGAUGGUGCUCAAUUAUUCACGUGGACUGGCUCAGGACUUUGCAGAACAGCCAAUCAAAGAUGCAGUAAUCACCGUCCCAGCCUUUUUCAACCAGGCUCAGCGCAGGGCAGUCCUGCACGCUGCACAGAUGGCCGGGCUAAAGGUCCUCCAGCUCAUCAACGACAACACGGCCGUCGCCUUGAACUACGGCGUUUUCAGAAGGAAGGAUAUUGACGGCACAGCCAAGAGUGUGAUGUUUUACGACAUGGGCUCCAGCAGCACCACAGCCACCAUCGUCACCUACCAGACGGUCAAAACCAAGGAGUCUGGCUCCCAGCCUCAGCUCCAGAUCCGAGGAGUCGGGUUUGAUCUUGGGCUUGGGGGCUUUGAAAUGGACCUGAGAGUGCGAGACCACCUGGCCCAAAUUUUCAAUCAGCAGAAGAAGAGUCCAAAAGAUGUGAAGGAGAACCACCGGGCGAUGGCCAAGCUGCUCAAAGAGGCGCAGCGGCUGAAGACGGUGCUGAGUGCAAACAUGGAGUUCACAGCACAGGUUGAGGGCUUAAUGGAUGACAUCGACUUCAAAGCAAAGGUGACCAGAGCUGAGUUUGAGAAUCUGUGUGCGGACCUGUUUGAGAGGGUCCCCGGCCCGGUGCAGGACGCCCUAACAGUGGCUGAGAUGAAGCUGGAGGAGAUUGAGCAGAUUAUUUUAGUUGGUGGCUCUACUCGGGUCCCGAAGGUCCAGGAAGUGCUGCUCAAAGCUGUGGGGAGAGAGGAACUUGGGAAGAACAUCAAUGCUGAUGAGGCAGCAGCUAUGGGUGCCGUGUACCAGGCUGCUGCCCUCAGCAAGGCCUUCAAGGUCAAACCUUUCCUGGUCCGAGAUGCAGCCAUCUUCCCCAUCCAGGUGGAGUUCUCCAGGGAGAUGGAGGAGGAGGAGGAGGGCAUCAAGACCUUCAAACACAACAAACGCAUCCUGUUCCAGAGGAUGGCUCCGUACCCUCAGAGGAAAGUCAUCACAUUCAAUCGCUACAACGACGACUUUGAAUUCAACAUCAACUACGGAGACCUCAGCUUCCUGAGCGAGGCUGACCUCAGAGUUUUUGGCUCCCUGAACCUGACCACCGUCCGGCUGUCCGGGGUGGGCGACAGCUUUCAGAAGCACACGGACGCCGAGUCCAAAGGGAUCAAAGCGCAUUUCAACAUGGAUGAAAGUGGAGUGCUGCUCCUCGACCGCGUGGAGUCUGUCUUUGAGACGACCAUGGAGGAGAAGGAAGAGGAGUCCACCUUAACUAAACUGGGAAACACAAUUUCCACCUUGUUUGGAGGAGGACCGUCUGAGCCUGCUCCCAAUGUGACCGACCCUGUUCAGGAGGAGGAGGAAGAAGUUCCUCUAGAUUCUGGAAAAGAGGCCAAGAAUGGCAUUGAGAAGGACACGGUUACCAAGGAGACAGAGGAUUUGGAGAAAAAUCCAACUGAAGAGAAAAUCGAGGAGAAAAGUGAGGAGGCAGGAACCAAAGCUGAGGCUCCGGAGGAGAAAGAGGAGGAGAAGGCUGGAAACACGGAGACGGAGAAGAAAAUAAAAACCCAGAAAAAGAUGAAGAUCUCUGAAGAUGUGACGGUGGAGCUGGUUGUGAAUGACCUCCCUGACCCCACCGCAGAUGACCUCAUCGCCUCCAAAAAGAAGCUGCAGGAUCUGACGGACCGAGACCUGGCCAAGCACGAGCGAGAGAAGAUGCUCAACAGCCUGGAAGCUUUUAUAUUUGAGACGCAGGAUAAGUUGCACCAGGAGGAAUACCAGCAGGUGGUGACUGAGGAGGGGAGAGAGCACAUCUCGGUGAAGCUGAGGGAAGCGUCUGAGUGGAUGGACGAGGACGGCUACGCUGCCACCACCAAGCAGCUGAAGGACAAGCUGUCUCAGCUCAGGAACCUGUGCAAGGACAUGUUCUUUAGGGUGGAGGAGCGGCGGAAGUGGCCGGAGCGCCUUGCUGCCCUCAACACCCUGCUCAACACGUCUGCGUUCUUCCUGAGGAGUGCCAGGCUGAUUCCAGAGGAGGACCAGAUCUUUACAGAAGUUGAGCUGAACAUGCUGGAGAAGGUCAUCAAUGAAACUUCUGUGUGGAAGAACGAGACGGUGUUGGAGCAGGAGAAGCGGUCUCCCAGCGAGCGUCCGGUUCUGCUGUCCAAGGACAUCGAGGCCAAGCUGGCUUUGUUGGAUCGAGAGGUCAACUACCUGCUAAACAAAGCCAAAUUUGCAAAACCCAAGAUUAAAUCCAAACCCAAGAACAGCACUAGCGCUGGUAAAGAGAACAAGACCAUUCCCGUAGCUGAAGAAACGGUUCCACCAGUCUCAGAGGAGAGUCCCGACCCACAGAGUGAGAGCCAGGAGUCGCAUGACUCCGCCCCCACCACAGAGAGCACUUUACACCCUGACUCUGAUAGCCAAUCACAGGCCACGGAGGCUACCGGAACCACAGAAUCAACAAAGAAGGGUCCGCCUGAUGAAUUAUAACGAUGGAAGUGUGUGUGUGUGUGUGUGUGUGUGGGGACACUAUUUAUUGACAGUGUAAAAUGUUCCACCACCUCCCCAUUUUGUUCCCACCGCUUGUUGAAUGACUGGAAGCCGAGGCUGGAAAAUGCUCCGUUUCUCUGUGGUGUCCACCUCGCCUGUCCCUAGCGGACUCUGGGACACCGAACAAGCAGACUGCACCUGUGCCAAGAUGGAUGUGAUGUCCUAAACCAGUGUCCAGCGUAGGGGUGUCGUCUGCUGCUCCAGGAGCUAAUGGCUGUGUCUCUGUGCUCUGGACCUUUGACCUUUAGCCCCGGUGCGACCCAUGUGCUUCUGCCUUCCAUGGUGGACAUGAUGCUCUCGUCUCCUUGACAUCCUCAAGACGCACAUUAGUUUUUUUCUUUUAACGUUGAUGAACCUUCAUUAGUUUCAGUAAUAAAAUUGGUUUCUUUUA
Nothobranchius furzeri (turquoise killifish) is the source of this 3551-nucleotide messenger RNA. It is a transcript of the gene hyou1, whose product is annotated as hypoxia up-regulated 1. Gene Ontology annotation, biological process: negative regulation of hypoxia-induced intrinsic apoptotic signaling pathway; endoplasmic reticulum unfolded protein response. Gene Ontology annotation, cellular component: endoplasmic reticulum chaperone complex. Lineage: Eukaryota; Metazoa; Chordata; Actinopteri; Cyprinodontiformes; Nothobranchiidae. The record is from RefSeq and is a predicted model, not a curated record. Gene Ontology annotation, molecular function: ATP binding; ATP-dependent protein folding chaperone.